Molecule: messenger RNA, 681 nt
Organism: Klebsormidium nitens
Lineage: Eukaryota; Viridiplantae; Streptophyta; Klebsormidiophyceae; Klebsormidiales; Klebsormidiaceae
Source: the annotation of a GenBank genome assembly
AUGGAUUCGGAGUGGGCCAAGUUACUGAACGUGCCUGUCUCGGCAAAGGCGACCGCUGGGGGCCCCACUCUGGAGCACCUGAUUGACAUCUAUCUGGAGCGCCGCCACCUGUUGUGGCGGCCGCAGGAAGCGCAUGACUGGCUGAAGCAGGCAGCCAAGAACGCGGUCACCUCUUUGAACACCCCAACCGAAAAAGCCGCUGCUGACGACUGGGCAUGCGUCCGAUCCGAGUCGUUCCCCUCGACCGAGAACGAGUACGCUUACCUGCCGGUGUCCGAGUUCUCGAACAACACACACACUCUCCCGCCGGACGAGGAGGCCGCGGGGGGCCCUCUUCCGGGGGGCUCUGCCGGCGGAACUGGACGGACAGAAUUUCUGCGGUCGCUUAUGCCGUGGGCCGACUUGGGGUUGGAUCCGCAGCACGGCGGGGGAGAGAACGGAAACGGGGUGCAGUUGAACGAGGAGCAACAAGAGCAGGUGCAGCUGCACUUACAGAGAGAGGCGUACGAGCAAGCGCAAGCGGAGGCAGAACGGAGGGGGUGGGCACGUGACCAGGGAAACGUGCAGGGUUUAGGUCAGGGUUUAGGUCAGGGUUUGGCGCGUAGGGGACCUGGAAGAGAGCAGCAAGGGAACGAAGGACAGCGGGUGGAUGGAAUAGUGGAGUCGGAUGAUGAGGACUGA